AUGCCGUUUUGAUUUGAUAAAAGUACUUACUCGAAAAAAUGGGACGUACAAUCUUAGCCGACGAAAGAAUACAAGCAUAUGUCGAGAAUCUACUUCAGUCGAAGACAUGGUUUUUAGGAGUUAUUAUUGGAAAACUGACGAGCCAAAAGGACUUUGCAGUUCACCUUGUGCGGACCCCAGAGCCAUUGGAUGACCAGGCGAGUAGCGAUGAUGACGAAGCUGCUACAGUCUCAGAGAGGAAGAAACGUCGCAGGUCACAGACAAAGCCUUCAGAACUUGGAGACAUGCAGGAGCAAUGGGCAGCCACACAUGCCAGACAGGUAACCAUGAUGCUGCCCGGGGGACUGAAUGUUAUCGGGAUAUUCGCAGUCGCCCCUCCCGCGAUGAUGCAAGCUGCUCAGAGCAAACUCAGACAGGUGUUGUUUGCGAUACAAAAGCAGGAGAAGAAAUCUCAGAUGUCAGAGCUGGGAGACAGUAUCGGGGACCGAAUCCUCCUGCAGAUCUGUUCCAGCACCAGAAAAUACACAUGCCGAACAAUAGAUGUAACCGACACAAAGAGCACAUUCAGACCAGCUGAGUGGAAGACCCAGGGAGGGCAGGAGAGGUGGCAGCGUCUUGAGACCCAGAUGGCUGUAAAUAUUCCAUUGAACAUUGCUCAGACCUCCCGGCAGACUGGCCUAGCUAAACAGAUACAGGUUGGCCUUCAGCCCUACAUUGGUCGUGUGUGUACCAGUCUAAUCUUGGUGGAUGACAGUCUACGACAGGAAGUAGAUGCACUUGACCAGUCUACAGAGAAGCGGGGAAAAUCAAGGGACAAGGUCACAACAGAGAACCAGUCGGCUCAUAAAUGUAGUGUGCUCUUGAAACAGGGCACAUCUGGAGAUGUACCAGAACCCAGUGUUAAGGUUUGUUCAACACAGCUCGUCAUCAAGGGCACACUCCAUGGAAGAGCGUAUGUCACUUCAAAGGCGACAGUAGCUGAUGCCCAGAACUCGAUGCGUACAGACAUUGUGCGGAGUGUGCUGUCCAGAUGUGAGCUGCUCUCGGACGAUAUCCAAGUUGUGGAGGAGGAUGUAGAGAGUCACGAGGUGUACAGCACACCAAGGCGAGUGUUUUUCCCUCUGCCAGGUACCAGUCUACAGCUGUGUGACUACAUGUUUCAAGAUGAGAAAGCAUCUGAGGUUAAAGGUCGUGUACGGGAACUUCUCGACCUAAAGCUGGAAGAUGAUGACCUUGACUUCACGCAUGAGCGACCUCCAACGGAGGAGGACUGCAGCCAACUGGUUGCCACGGAGACAGAGUCAGGAGAGGUAAAGGGAGACAACUCCAACGGUGCCCCGGGAAUGAAAUACUACAUGAUGGCAGGGAUUGGAGCAGUUACAGCAUUCUUGGCAGCUGGUCUGUCAUACAUCUAUGGCCAGGAUACAUGAUGGUCUUUUAUUCAUCUACAGCCAUGAUUCAUGAUGGCCACCAGAAUUCUGGGCACUUUUUCUGCAUCAUGCGUUCAAAUUGACUGAUUUCGAUGCAAUAUAAGCUAAUAUAUGUUCAGUAAAUGAAAAACAAAUGUUUCCUCUGCAAUAUAUGUUUCACUUUUUGUGUAUGUAUCUUAAUUGUUAUACCAGCGACCCCAUCAAUACACUCGAAGUUUCGUAUCGUAUCAUACUUUCUUGCAUGAUUAAAAUGUUGUUAUUUGCUAAUGUAAUGUGAAGUUUGUAAUAUAUUGGUUAUUGGCCAUUAAAAGGUUUAAUGAUGUUAA
Mya arenaria is the source of this 1756-nucleotide messenger RNA. Its product is annotated as protein odr-4 homolog. Gene Ontology annotation, cellular component: endomembrane system. The record is from RefSeq and is a predicted model, not a curated record. The coding region runs from base 39 to 1430 and encodes 463 amino acids. Gene Ontology annotation, biological process: intracellular protein localization. The transcript has 12 exons. Lineage: Eukaryota; Metazoa; Mollusca; Bivalvia; Myida; Myidae.